AUGAAGAAACUGGAGUUUCUGGAAAAAAAAUUGCUGGAACAAGUGGCAGAAUAUAAAAGUACAGGGAAAUUCAGUGAAUAUAAUGAUUCUCUCGUAGCUCGAGGAGGGGAAGAAAUCGAAAAAGCUUCAAGUCCUACUCAUAUGUUGAGGGGAAUGGAAAAACAAAGCUCUUUGCAAAAAGAACUUCAGAGUUCUACCAGGUUAGAUCUAUAUGACAAAGAGAUACAAGCCCUUCUGAAAGAAAAGGGAUGUUCGUAUGAAAAUUACUCCCCGUUCUUCGCAGUGAAGAAUUAA
Molecule: messenger RNA, 294 nt
Organism: Enterobius vermicularis (human pinworm)
Lineage: Eukaryota; Metazoa; Nematoda; Chromadorea; Rhabditida; Oxyuridae
Source: the annotation of a GenBank genome assembly